AUGCCACCAAAACUGGGCGAGCAACUGCGCCGCUGCGCCGGCCGCUGCAUCGCGAAGCCUCUCUACUGCUCCAAGGAGUGCCAGAAGCUGCACUGGCUCACACAUAAGAUCGGCUGUAACAAUGGCCCUCUCGCCCAGCCCGCCGCAGCGCCCGGCCGGGAUCCCAACAACAGCCUCCUCGACCGCCUCCGCUCCUUCACCGAGGCUCACGAGUGGGCACUCGGCGCCGCGGCUGGCGCCGUCGCUCUCCUCACCUACGGCCAGGACUACGGUCGCCACCUCGAGACGAGUCUCAUCCGCUUCCUGCUCGCGCACAACCCGCCCGCGCCCGGCGCGCGCCGCGGGAACCCCGUGCGCGCGUUCAAGCUCCUCGGGAUCGACACGGUCGACCUCGCGCCCGGCGCGCGGUCGCAGCCGGAGAAGAAGAUCAAGGCCCUGCCCGCGGGGGAGGCGCCGCGGAUGCUCCGCGCCCUGCGCGAGUUCCGCGCCGGGGAGCGGGGGGACCUCGCCCGCGCGGACGUGGCGUACGCGAUGUACGGCGCGGAGGGCCCGCCGGCGCCGGACCAGGUGCUCAUCGUCUCCACGUGCUUCUUCGUCGAGGGCGAGUCGCAGUCGCUGAUGCGCUCGUUCAUGCGCCUCGGCGUCCCGCGCGUCUGGCCGAGCUCGGAGGGCGAGGGAGGGUUCGACCAGGCGCGCACAGCGAUGGAGGACCUCACGCGCUUGUGCAUCACGAGCUUGAACGAGGGACCGUGCUUCCGGAGGGAGAUCUCGGCGGACGCGGGGCUAGCUCUCCCAGGAACUUUUCAGCGCAGGGAGAAGGCGUGGGUGUGGCGGCCGUUGUUCACAGAUUGGGAGGAGUACGAAGCGAACCCGGAGAAGUACGGACCAAUGGCGGCCUUCCGGGACGUUCGUUCGGGAUACUCUCCCAAAGAGCUCAUGAUAUUUACCUUUUUGUUCUGA
This is a messenger RNA of Epithele typhae, 960 nucleotides long. RefSeq lists its product as uncharacterized. The record is from RefSeq and is a predicted model, not a curated record. Bases 1 to 960 code for a protein of 319 amino acids. NCBI's taxonomy places the organism in Eukaryota, Fungi, Basidiomycota, Agaricomycetes, Polyporales, Epitheliaceae. The transcript has 2 exons.